CUAGUGAUCAUGUCUUGCAUAAUGGCCGCUAGCGGAGGCCUCAUGUUCGGUUAUGAUGUUGGUAUUUCAGGGGGUGUUACAUCCAUGCCUCCUUUCCUGAAACAAUUCUUCCCGGUUGUUUAUAAGAAGACUCAAGAGACUGGACUUGAGAGCAACUACUGCAAAUACGAUAAUCAAGGCUUGCAGUUGUUCACAUCUUCCUUGUACCUCGCUGCUUUAAUUGCCACCUUCUUCGCGUCGUACACAACCCGAGUCCUGGGCCGAAAGCUAACCAUGUUUAUUGCUGGGGUUUUCUUUGUAGUCGGAACAGUUUUUAAUGCUGCAGCUGUUAACCUUGCCAUGCUUAUCAUAGGGAGGAUCUUGCUUGGUUGUGGAGUUGGUUUUGCUAACCAGGCAGUGCCGCUUUUUCUUUCGGAGAUUGCACCCACAAGAAUUCGCGGGGCACUUAACAUACUCUUCCAGCUAAAUAUCACCAUUGGCAUUCUUUUCGCAAAUCUUAUCAAUUAUGGAACUGCCAAAAUUGAAGGGGGAUAUGGAUGGAGAGUGUCACUAGGUUUGGCUGGCAUUCCGGCAGGUUUGCUGACUGUUGGGUCUCUCAUUGUGGUAGACACACCUAACAGUUUGAUCGAACGAGGUAAGUUGGAGGAAGGAAAAGCAGUUCUUAAAAGGAUUAGGGGUGUUGACAAUGUGGAUCCAGAAUUCUUAGAGAUUGUGGAGGCAAGUCGU
This is a messenger RNA of Prunus avium (sweet cherry), 726 nucleotides long. The record is from RefSeq and is a predicted model, not a curated record. Lineage: Eukaryota; Viridiplantae; Streptophyta; Magnoliopsida; Rosales; Rosaceae.